Messenger RNA from Salmo salar (Atlantic salmon), 2584 nucleotides. It is a transcript of the gene bcat1, whose product is annotated as branched chain amino acid transaminase 1. Gene Ontology annotation, molecular function: branched-chain-amino-acid:2-oxoglutarate transaminase activity. The record is from RefSeq and is a predicted model, not a curated record. NCBI's taxonomy places the organism in Eukaryota, Metazoa, Chordata, Actinopteri, Salmoniformes, Salmonidae. Gene Ontology annotation, biological process: L-valine biosynthetic process; L-leucine biosynthetic process. Gene Ontology annotation, cellular component: mitochondrion.
CAGCAAAUCACACAUUACACAUUUGCAACGAAAACCAAUAUUGUGGUUGGCCCAGGCACCUAGAUCUAACAUUAUACAAUGGGCUUGAUAGCGAACAAAUGUUUAAUCUGUAAGCGGUUUAGGUAGGAGAGUGUGUUGGUGACAUAGAGAGAGCGAGCGUCUUCGGUUGUGUAUGAUUCAUCAUGGCGAGUUCUACAGCCGUCCCCUCAUCAGCAGCGAACGCUCCAUCUCUCAAGGGCUCUGGUAAAGAUGUAUCCACCAGUAACGGUAUGGAAGACAGUGUCCACAGCUUCAAGGCGGCUGAUCUGGUCAUUGAGCUGUCCCAGACCCACAAGGCCAAACCUGACCUGACCAAUCUGGUGUUUGGAACUGUGUUCUCUGACCACAUGUUGACCAUAGAGUGGACCAGCAUUGGAGGCUGGCAGAAACCUCACAUCAAGCCCUUUGGUAACCUGUCUCUCCACCCGGCCUGCUCAGCCAUGCACUACGCUGUGCAGUUGUUUGAAGGUAUGAAGGCAUACCGAGAUGCUGAUGACAAAGUGCGUCUCUUCAGACCCAUGCUCAACAUGAACCGUAUGGCCAAGUCUGCAGAGAGGGCCUGCCUGCCGGCCUUUGACAGGGCAGAGUUGGUAGAGUGUAUCAGGAGGCUGGUACAGGUGGAUCGGGAGUGGGUACCCCAGUCAGACUCUGCCAGUCUCUACAUCCGACCCACCUUCCUGGGUACUGAGCCAUCUCUAGGAGUGAAGAAGCCGUCCCGUGCUCUGCUUUAUGUGAUCCUGAGUCCUGUUGGUUCCUAUUUCAGUACAGGAGCUAAGCCUGUCUCUCUCUGGGCUGACUCCAAAUACAUCAGAGCCUGGAGAGGAGGGACUGGAGACUGUAAGAUGGGAGGGAACUAUGGAGCGUCUAUCUACGCCCAGUAUGAAGCAGUGGAUUAUGGGUGCCAGCAGGUCCUCUGGCUGUACGGAGACGACCAUCAAAUCACAGAGGUCGGAACCAUGAACAUGUUCCUCUUCUGGAAUAAUGAGAAUGGAGAGGAGGAGCUGGCAACGCCCCCUCUGGAUGGAAUAAUCCUACCUGGGAUCACGCGGCAGAGCAUCCUGGAACUCACCAGGAAAUGGGGGGAGUUUAAGGUGUGUGAGCGGUACCUGACCAUGGCAGACCUGCGCUGUGCUCUGAAAGAGAACCGUGUUAAGGAGAUGUUUGGCUCUGGUACUGCAUGUGUGGUCAGUCCUGUGGGACGCAUACUCUACCAGGGAGAGAACCUGCAUAUCCCCUGCCAGGAGGGUUUCCCCCAGCUGGCCUCUAGACUGAUGAAGGAGCUCACAGAUAUACAGUACGGCCGAACCCAGAGUGACUGGUCUGUCCUCGUGUAACCAAGACACAGUGGUGUGGGUAUCUGGGACAAGCACACACAAACUGCAUAUGCACACACACACACACACACACACACACACACACACACACACACACACACACACACACACACACACACACACACACACACACACACACACACACACACACACACACACACACACACACACCAAAUAACCAGCCGGCAGUGUAACCUCUAUAUUAGUACAAUCUUGUGUGUGGGUAAACUCUUUUAAAUGUGCAAUAAUCUUAGUCAGAUUGCAGUAUACUGGAUGUUCAGUUUGAAAUCCCAUAGGUUCAGUAGCAAUAUAAUUGCACUCUAACUCUGCUCAAAUUGUGCAUGACCUCCCCAUUCACACACCCUGCCCUGCCCUGGUGUGGCAGCCCUGCUAAAGGGUUAACUCUAAAAUAUUACCAGCAGAAAUACCAAUGACCAGCAACUAAUGUUAAACCACUUUGACUCAAUAGACCUUUAAAAGGGUCAUGUUACGUAUGCAGAUGUUAUGUAUUUCACUAUCGUUACACGCAAGUCUGUGUUUGAACCGUGUCGUGCGAAAACUUUAUUUUCUGAAUAUGGUAUUUCUAUUUUUAAUAGAGGAUUUUAGAAUUUUAUUUUGAACAAUUAUAUACAUUUUAAAUUGAGCUUAAAUUACGGAGCAAGUUUAUCGUGGAAAGCACUUGAGUACUGCUAAAAGAGAAUGAUGAAUGAAUUAAAAGAGGGUAAUGGAAAUAACCCCUAAUAUAUCAGAGUGAGAGAGAUCCCUGACGUCUGAAGCUUGGAACCUAGAGUGGUAGAAUGAUACACAAACCACUGGUAUCAAAGAAAGCACAAGUCGAAGUAGCACUACAAGCAGUAAAAUCAUUCCACGCCAGUUGCUGUGCACAAUCAAGUGUGUGAUGCUUAAUGUCAAAAUGUAUGUUAUAUCUACAACCUGUUGAUGGUGACGUCUAAUCAAACAUAAUACUGGCCAUUUGUGUAGAGAUGUACUAUCUUUGAUCAAUGUCUGUCAUUUACUGUAGACCUGUAUUGACCUAAAUUUACGGUAGACCUUGAUUGACCUCUCUCUCUAUCUGCACAAUAUCUGUUUUAUGUAAAGUUCUAUAUAUACUUAGAUGGAAGAGAUAUAUUUAUGUAAUCGAUGCAAUGCGUUGAGUGAUACAAUAUUGCCUAUUCUGAUGAUCCAAAUAAAUAAAUACUCACCAAAACAUA